Messenger RNA from Thelazia callipaeda (thelaziosis nematode), 807 nucleotides. The record is from the annotation of a GenBank genome assembly. NCBI's taxonomy places the organism in Eukaryota, Metazoa, Nematoda, Chromadorea, Rhabditida, Thelaziidae.
AUGUUAACACUCAUUCGAACAAGUGGCUGUACUAUUUGGUGUCAUCAAUUAUUGCAAACGUACAGGAAAGUUCCACCAGUAAUUGUAUGUCGAACACUUGGCAACUGUACAAAAGGUUUCAAGCAUUCGAAGAAUACUAUGUAUUACUGGGCAAGUGUUGGAGUGGCAUUUUUUAGCUUUGCAAUGCUUUCAGUUCCGGCCUUUCGAAUAUUUUGUGAAAAGACUGCCGUUACCGGACUAACAAAAAUCGCUGACGACUUCGAAAGAAUAUCAUCGAUGAAAAAAGUGAAAAACCGAUUGAUACGUGUUUCUUUCAAUGCUGAUCUUGAUUCUGCCUUGAAAUGGCAAUUCAAGCCUCUGCAGAAAGAAAUUUAUGUUUAUCCUGGUGAAACUGCUCUUGUUUUUUACAGUGCUCGCAAUGAAACUGACAAACCCAUGAUUGGUAUUAGUAGUUACAAUUUGUCACCAUUUCAGGCAGCAUAUUAUUUCAACAAAAUUCAGUGUUUUUGCUUUGAAGAUCAAAUCCUUAAUCCUGGAGAACAAGUGGAUUUACCUGUAUUCUUUUAUAUCGACCCCGAUUAUGUAAAUGAUCCAGAUUUGGAGUAUACUGAUAAUGUUGUCUUAAGUUACAAAUUCUUCGAAUCUAAGUCAGAUCUUGUUUUACCCGAUCCAUUCGACCCAGAAAAUCGGCCUACUAUAGUCAGAAAUGCAAGUUCUGCUGUGAAGGGGGAAAAUGACUUGGAAGGGAUUAGAUCUGAAAGUGUUGAAGUGAACAAGUCUAAUACUGUAAAAAUAAUGGAUAGUUAA